Messenger RNA from Camellia sinensis, 2970 nucleotides. Its product is annotated as protein OBERON 3. Lineage: Eukaryota; Viridiplantae; Streptophyta; Magnoliopsida; Ericales; Theaceae. Gene Ontology annotation, cellular component: nucleus. The record is from RefSeq and is a predicted model, not a curated record. Gene Ontology annotation, biological process: maintenance of root meristem identity; root meristem specification; maintenance of shoot apical meristem identity.
AUCAACCAGGAGAGAGAGGAGGACCACUCCAAACCCAGCAAUAGUAAUUGACCCCCAAAUGAUGGGUCAUUUCUGUAAUCUCACUUAAAACCAAUGAACAAACAAACCUCCUCUCUGUCUCUCUCUCAAGAAAACACAGCCAUUGCGGAGCUGUGGUGGAGUCCAAGAGAAUCAAAGCAAGGCCAGAGCGAAAGAACUGAACAAGAUUAGUCCCCCCAGAGCUGCCCUUUGAUUCUCUCUUGCCUCUCACUGGUACGUUCUGAUAUCUCUCUCUCUCUCUCUCUCUCUUCCUCUCCUUGUCUGUAGACUGUAAUCAUGUUGAAGGAGAAAGAUCUAUCUAUUGGUGAUGUCUCUGGAGAAGAAAACUCUCAGAACAAGCUCACCCAGAACAUUUCUGACCAAAAUCUGGAGAACCCAGAUGAGAAGAUCGGUUUUUCUGAAAAGGGUAUUGAUUUUCUGAGGGAAUCAGACAUGGUUUGUGAUGGGUUUCAGUCAAAACCCUCAAAAACUGCGAAUUUUAGCUCCCAAGAGCUUACCCUUAGCUAUCUUUGUGAUAAUUCCAAGUUGGGUUUUCCCGAGAAAGAGAUUCCAGGGAAAAAUUUAUUGAAUUCAUUAGAUAAAGUGAGUUAUAAAGGAAAAGAAGUAGUUUGUGACGAUCGAAAUGAGGAUAAUGAUAAUAGAUGGGUAGAGAGAGAUUUUCUGCAAUUGAAUGUGAAUUUAUCGAAGAGAGAGGUUAAGGAUGAAGAAAUUGAGAGAGAUAAUAGAGACAAGAAGCCUAAGCUAGACACUCUUAAUCUUUCUCUAGCUUUGCCUGAUGUGUCACUCUCUCUAGCUGCAUCAAAUCCAGUACCAAAUGCUGAUCCCCCGACCAGGCCGAUGCCUAGUCGGAGUAUACAGUCCUUUGUGCCAUCAAAUAACAACACCCAAACCACAUACUCUAAUGAUUUUACGGCAGCUUCAUUGUCGUAUUCAUAUUCCCACCCUUUUUCACACAACCCCAGUUGCUCGCUUACUCGGAAUUCAACAGAGAAUUAUGAAUAUUCAGUGGGGAGUCAUAGGAGAGACUGUGAUCAGAUUUGGAAUGGUGGGGAGGGAACUAAUGGAUCAGUUCAUAGUCGAUUUAGGCCAAUAGGAGACGGCGUUACUUUGUCCAAUCAUGGUGGUGGAGCGUUUUCGUUGAUGCAAGGUAAUCGGGUGAUGAACAAGGAUUCUUGUAACAGUCAUUAUCGAACAACAAGCUCCGAUAACCAUUCAUUUUUUCCUUCUGAAUUGCCUGCAAGGCCAAGGAUGGACACUCAGUCAGGCGAUUCAAGAGGAAGAGGUUCAGAGCACAUGAGAGGUGUGGAGAGUUUAGAUGGGGGAAGAGCUCGUAAGCUGUCUAAACCAGGAAGGAUUCUUCGAGAAAUUGUUUCAGAGUCUAUACCUGUCAUGUCUCAAGUAAUUCAAGAGCUUCCUGAUGAAACAAUUGAAUCCACAAAGGAAUACUUAAAGAAUCUCAUUGCAACACCCGUGAGGAGAGAGGAAUUAGUGAGCCUCCAGAACCGGCUCGAGAGAAGAUCUGAUCUUACCAAAGAAAUGCUCUCAAAGUCCUACAAAAACCAAUUGGAAAUUUUGGUUGCCAUAAAAUUGGGUCUUGGAAGUUUCUUAUCUGACAAAGCGUGCAUUCCCUCAACAGAGCUUGUGGAAAUCUUCUUACUCGAAAGAUGUCGAAACGUAAAUUGCAAGAGGAUGUUGCCUGUUGAAGACUGCGAUUGCAAGAUUUGCUCGACAAAAAAAGGAUUUUGUAGUGAGUGCAUGUGUCCUGUCUGUUUGAACUUUGACUGUGCCAGCAAUACUUGCAGUUGGGUUGGUUGUGAUGUUUGUUCCCAUUGGUGCCAUGCUGCCUGUGGCAUCCAAAAGAAUCUCAUAAAGCCAGGUCCCAGCUUGAAGGGGCCCACGGGGACAACUGAGAUGCAAUUUCACUGCCUUGGGUGUGCUCAUGCUUCAGAGAUGUUUGGGUUUGUAAAGGAUGUGUUUAUGUCUUGUGCAAAAAACUGGGGUCCCGAAAUCGUGAUGAAGGAGCUCGACUGUGUUAGGAAAAUCUUUCGGGGAAGUGAAGAUUUCAAAGGCAAGGAGUUGCAUAUUAAGGCUGAUGAAAUGCUCUCUAAACUUGAAAGUAAAAUGAUGUCUCCUUCAGAUGUCUGCAAUCUCAUCUUUCAGUUUUUCAAUUACACAGAUGGCAUGUCAGAGUUCCCCUCUUCCAGUGCGCCUCCAAAAGAGUUACCAGCAACUCAAGUUAUCCUUAGAAAAGAUGCAUCAUCCCCGCGUCGAACACCCAACUCACUGCCUCCAAAGUCUUCCUUUUACAACAUGAGCUCCGGAAACCCAAGGAUGGACUUCUUGUCACACAAUCUCCAUCUCCAUGAGAGCGAUCUCAACACUACUUCCCUCAUGGGUGAAAAAAUGAUCGAAGAUGAGUGGUCUGUGAAAUUAUCGAAGAAAGAUAGGUUCGACAGCUUGGAAAGCAUUGUGCGGAUUAAGGAAGCAGAAGCCAGAAUGUUCCAAACCCGAGCAGACGAAGCAAGGAGAGAAGCAGAGAAUUACAGGCGAAUGGUGCGGAUGAAGAGUGAGAAAUUAGAAGAAGAGUAUGCUGAGAAGCUUGCGAAACUGUGUUUGAAGGAAACUGAGGAAAGGCAAAGGAGAAAGUUGGAGGAGUUUAAGAUUUUGGAAAAUUCACAUUGUGAUUACUACAAGAUGAAGAUGAGAAUGCAAGCUGAGAUUGGAGGCUUGUUGGAGAGAAUGGAGGCAACAAAGCAACAGUGGGUGUAAUUCCCUUUUUUUUUUAUCCUUCUUCAAGUAGGCAUUAAUUUCUAAAUGACAUGACAAUGGUAUGUAGUGUGUUGGUUUUUUCCAUUUUGGAUGCUGGUUGUUUCUUCAAAUGUGAAUUGAAUGAUUGUUUCUUUUGUAAAAUUUUGGAUCUUCUGCUUUAUC